Messenger RNA from Nestor notabilis (Kea), 3150 nucleotides. RefSeq names its product phosphatidylinositol glycan anchor biosynthesis, class O (gene PIGO). The transcript is spliced from 10 exons. Gene Ontology annotation, molecular function: mannose-ethanolamine phosphotransferase activity. The annotation marks the transcript as partial. Gene Ontology annotation, cellular component: endoplasmic reticulum membrane. The record is from RefSeq and is a predicted model, not a curated record. Gene Ontology annotation, biological process: GPI anchor biosynthetic process. Lineage: Eukaryota; Metazoa; Chordata; Aves; Psittaciformes; Psittacidae.
AGCUCCUGCUCCGACCCGCUCCUGCCGCCACCCUGGCAGAGACAGAGCCUCCCGCCGGGCUCCUGCUGGGCACCCCAGCGCUUCUCCAAGGCCGUGCUUGUCAUCAUCGAUGCUCUCCGCUUCGAGUUUGCCCACUUCAACCCAGCCAAAGCCAGCCCGCUGCCCUAUGAGAACAAGCUGAGUUUCCUGCACCACCUCGCAACCUCCCAGCCCCGCCAUGCCCGUCUCUACCGCUUCCGAGCUGAUCCCCCCACCGCCACCAUGCAGCGCAUCAAGGGCCUCACCACGGGGUCACUGCCCACUUUCAUCGACGUGGGCAGCAACUUUGCCACCUAUGCAAUCCAGGAGGACAACCUGCUGGCACAGUUGGUACAGAAUGGAAGAAGAGUGGUCUUCAUGGGUGAUGACACCUGGGAGGGACUCUUCCCAAAGAAGUUUUUCCGCUCAUAUUUCUUCCCUUCUUUUAACGUGAAGGAUCUUCACACUGUGGAUGAUGGGAUCCUGCAGCAUCUGUAUCCAACUGUGGACAGUGGUGAAUGGGACAUGCUGAUUGCUCACUUCCUUGGUGUGGACCACUGUGGACACAAACACGGGCCAGACCAUCCCGAAAUGGCGAAGAAGCUCACGCAGAUGAACGAGAUGCUCAGGUCCUUGGUGGAUCACCUGGGGAAUGACACCCUUCUUCUGGUGGCUGGGGACCAUGGCAUGACCGAGACGGGAGAUCAUGGUGGUGAGAGUGAGAAGGAAGUGAAUGCAGCACUGUUUGUGUACAGCAGAACACCCCUAUUUGGCACUGUCCCUCCAGAGGAGCCAGAGGCCAUUCCCCAGGUGAACUUGGUGCCCACUGUGGCCCUGCUGCUGGGUGUGCCCAUCCCCUACAGUAACAUCGGGGAGGUGAUGGCUGAGCUGUUCUCCGGGGAUGGCGACGCUGUGUCUGCAGCCUUGCAGCAGCUUUCGGUCUAUCACAUCAAUGCCAAGCAGGUGGACCGCUUCCUGCAGUCCUACUCGCUGGUGGCUCAGGACCUGCCCACAGAGCAGCUCCAGCGCCUGCAGGAGCUCUUCUCCGGAGCUGUAGAGGAGCACACUCAGCUCUUGGACCAGGUGCAGGGGGCAACGUUGGUGCCUCCGGAGCUGGAGUCCAGGCUGGGAAGCCUCAUCAGUCGCUUCCAGCUCUACCUGCGGGAGGCACGGGCUGUGUGCACUCGGUCCUGGGCCCGCUUCAACUCUCUGCGUAUGGUGGGGGGCUGCACCCUUAUUGCUGCUUCCUGCUUGCUCUGCUACGUGGCCUCAGAGCUGGCUGCAUUGUCAGACUUCUACCGCAGCUGCCUCCUGUACCCGCUGCUCUGGGGCCUCGUGGUGGCUGUUCUGCUUGUGCUGGCCCAUGUAUUCACCCAGGAGGGGCUGGAUCUCCUCCUGGUGUCCUCAUGUGCAGCCGCUGCUUCUCAGCUGGGAUUUUUCUGGCACUGGUGGGGCCGGCAUCCCAAGCGAGCCCGUUUAGUGGGCAGUCAGCCACCCUUGGCCAGCACUGGGCUAAGGCAGAGGCUGCGAGCGUGGCUGGGGCUGGCAUUCCCCAUGGGCAUUCUGCUCUUCCGCUGUGGAGCCAUGUUCUCCGAUAGCUUUGUCGUGGCCGAGGCCCAGGUGGCCCCGUUCCUGCUGGCCUCACUGGUGAUGCUGCUAGUAGGGAAGCUCCACUGGGACGGCCGCCUGACUGUGCCAGAGGGCCCCAAGCAGCAGGUCCUUGGCUUUUCUUCUUACCGGAGAGAGAUCUGGUACCUUCUGUGCCUCGUGGCCAUGCUCCUGGUCUGCGUGCGCCUCUCUGGUUUCUUCCACCAGUGCCGCGAAGAAAUUCCUCAGUGCCGGCCCUCUCUUUUCCUCUCCCCGCUUGCCAGCCUGAGAAACACACGGGCCAAGAACCUCUUCUACCUCCUGUGCGUGGCCUUGCUGGCCGGGCUGGUCUAUGCAGUGCGGAGCUGGCUGCGACACUACGGCAACCUCAACAGCUCAGACCCCCUUGUGCUCUUUGUGCGCUGGGGUUUCCCACUGGUGGUCGUCUGCAUUGCCUGCUACUGGGCAGUUGCUUCCAGCGCUGAUGACUCUCUGGGCAAGCUGCAGGAGCUGGUGCAGGUUGCAGUUGUUGCCUUUCCAUGGGCUGUCUAUGGACUAGCGUCCAUGGGGCUGCUGCUCCUGUUGUGCAACCCCAUGACGGUGUUCGCAAAGGACACGCGGGAGUCAGCAGGAUCCAUCGUCACUCCCUACCUGGGGGUUCCCAGCUCUGAAGUUGACUUACUCCACGUCAUCCCUCAGAUCUACAAGAGGAUGCAGGAGUCUCAGAAGAGCCGCCUGGAGCGGGGCAGCUGCAGGGCCACCAUCGCAGCGUAUGGGCUGGGCAGCGUGUAUUCAGCAGCCCUGGUCAUAGCACUCACCCUGCUGGGCUUCCUCUUGAUGCUUCUCCACAGUGAGCGGCUGAGUCUCGCCUUCCUGCUCCUCUUCCUGGAGGCCUUUGUGCUCCUGCACAUCCACACGCGUGCCAGAGGCCUUGCUGGAGACACUGAGCCUUUUUCUGUGCCCUGGUAUGCAGUUAUCUCCUGGCUCCUUGCUGCUUCCCAGUUCUUCUAUUCCACAGGCCACCAGCCCAUCUUCCCGGCCAUCCACUGGAAUGCAGCUUUUGUGGGCUUCCACCUUGACCACAGCAACAACCUCCUGCCUGCUGUCCUGGUGGGCGCCAACACCUUUGCCUCCCAUAUCCUCUUUGCAGUUGGCUGCCCUCUGCUCCUGCUUUGGCCCUUUGUGUGUGAGAUGCCCAGCUCGCAGAAGAAGAAGCCCAAGAAGGAGGCCCGAGAGGAAUUGCAGGAGGUGGAGGAGCACAUGAUGGAAAUGAGGCUGCGGGAGUCCCCAGAGAAGUUCUCCACUGCUCUGCUGCAGCUGGGGCUGAAGUACCUCUUUGUCCUUGGGGCACAGCUUCUGGCCUGUGUUUGUGCAGCUAUGAUUCUCAGGAGGCACCUCAUGGUCUGGAAGGUCUUUGCCCCCAAGUUCCUCUUUGAGUCGCUGGGCUUUGUGGUGAGCAGCAUCUGCCUCUUGCUGGGGAUCUCCCUGGUGAUGCGUGUGGACUGUGCUGUCAGCACCUGGUUCAGCCAGCUUCAGCUCAGGUAG